Nymphalis io (European peacock) is the source of this 3518-nucleotide messenger RNA. RefSeq names its product tyrosine-protein kinase Shark (gene Shark). The record is from RefSeq and is a predicted model, not a curated record. Lineage: Eukaryota; Metazoa; Arthropoda; Insecta; Lepidoptera; Nymphalidae. Gene Ontology annotation, molecular function: ATP binding; protein tyrosine kinase activity; protein binding. The transcript has 14 exons. Bases 208 to 2619 code for a protein of 803 amino acids. Gene Ontology annotation, biological process: protein phosphorylation.
GAUACCGCGCCUGUCUGCCGGCUGCUUUCUAGACGCUCUCCGUUCACUGUGAACGCUUUUAUGUACAAAGCAAUUUUGCUUAAAAUUUUAUAUCAAUUAAAUAUUAUAAAAUGUGUUUCCUAAAAAAACGUAGGAAAAAUAAAUAGAUGAUAUAUCGUGCAAUAGGAUAUUUGUAAAUAUUUUUGUGAGUUUCCAAAGUUGGAUAUCAUGAUAACAACCAUGACGUCAUUGAUAUUGUUCAAGACUAACUCUUUUUUGGUGAGAAUGAAUAGAGAGGAUAAUGUAAACUGGUUUCAUGGGAAAAUAUCUCGGGAUACUGCAGAGAAACUUUUAAAAGAAGAGGGCGAAGAUGGUGUUUUCUUAGUGCGUGAGAGUAAUUCCUCGCCCGGAGAUUUCGUACUUUCAGUUUUACAUCAGGGGGAAGUAGUACACUACCAAAUCAGGAGACAUGGUGAAGAUGCAUUUUUUUCCAUUGAAGAGCAUACAACAGUGCAUGGCUUGGAUACGCUCAUACAGCAUUAUCGUGGAGACUCCAAUGGGCUUGUCACGAGGCUAUCUAUUGUAUGCAAAGGGCAGCCACCACCACAUGAAUCUCGAACUCAGGGGACCACUAAUCUCUUACACAGGGCAACAGAAGCUGGUGACUACAACAUCGUCUCCCAGUUGUUGGCGUGCGGCUACCGCAGUCGCGACGCUAAGAAUCAAGAUGGACAAACGGCAGUACACAUAGCUGCUAAAGCAGGCCGUGACAACAUCUUGGCUAAGCUGAUAGAGAGUGGCGCUACUGUCAACGUUCGGGAUUCGUUUGGGUACACGCCUUUGCAUUACACUUGCCAGAACAACUUGCCAAGUACUACAGAACUGCUAAUAACGAAGGGAAAUGCAAACUAUCAAAUGAGACAUGCGCCUACAGGCAAGGUUCCUCUUCAUGAUGCCGCACAGAGAGGACACAUUGAAUGCAUACGGGUCUUGUUAAGAUUGAAAGCGCCAUCCCAUCCCAGAACAUUAGCCCACGACACACCCGCUCAAUUGGCAAAGCAUUAUGGUCAUACUGAAUGUUACCAAUUACUAAAAAAUUAUAAACCAGAGGAAUCGAACACUUCAAAAAGCCAUUGGUAUCAUGGUACGCUGAAUCGUGAUGAAGCAGUUAAAACAUUAGAAGAGUACUGCAAUCAGCACAACUUGCAGGACAAAGUGACUGACGGUGUGUUUCUCGUGCGAUACAGUGAAAGGCACACUGGUGCAUACGUGCUGACGAUGCUGAGUGAAAAUACUCCCUACAACUUCAUUAUUAGAAAAGAAAAUGAGUGGUUGUUCAUAGAUGAUGGCCCCUAUUUAGAGUCAUUAGAAAGAUUGAUAGAACACUACAGCACAGUGCCUGAUGGUUUACCCACAAGACUAACUACUCCUGUGCCUCCCAAGCCUAAGCCUCCCUUGCCAGAGUUCUCAACAAUGCCAAGAACGAAGAAAUCUUCACCGAAACGAGCAAUUUUGAACCAGUCACUGUCACUCGUAAAGCAUGACAUUUUGAAAGAUGAAUCAGCAAUAAACAACAACGCUUUCGAACUCCUCACACGAAACUUGUCAUUCUCUUCUGAUUUCAACAAUGAUAGUAUGAAUAACAAUGAUAAUGGACAAAUAGAUAAUGACACAUACAAAGUACCAGUUAACAACAGUGCAGUUGUCUCCCUUGCUGAAAAUUACAAUGAAAUAUCCAUAAAUUCUGAAGGCCAACUAUCUACACUGCAAGAAUUCAUUCCGUUCAGCGAGCUGACGCUGGGCGCCGUGCUGGGCGAGGGCGAGUUCGGCUCCGUGCUGCGCGCCGUGCACUGCGCGCCCGGCCUGCCGCCCGCGCCCGUCGCCGUCAAGACGCUGCACGUGCAGCACACCGACUCCAACAAGAGGGAGUUCCUGUCCGAGGCCAAGCUCAUGAUGUCGCUGCGCCAUCCCUGCAUAGUACGGAUCAUCGGCGUUUCCUUGGGUCCGCCGCUGGCGAUGGUUCAGGAGCUGGUCCCGCUGGGAUCGUUGCUGGAAUAUCUGCUGCGCACGUCGGAGCGCCCGUCGCCGGGGUAUGAGCUGCGGCUGUGGGCGUGGCAAGUGGCGUCCGGCAUGUACUACCUCGAGCGGAACCGCUUCGUGCAUCGCGACCUGGCCGCCAGGAACAUCCUCCUGGCCAGCAGGUGUCAAGCGAAAAUAAGUGACUUCGGUCUUUCUCGUGCCCUAUCUACCGACAGUUCAUAUUACAAAGCGAGCCAUGGCGGCAAGUGGCCGAUCAAGUGGUAUGCUCCGGAGUCAUAUAACUACGGCACCUUCAGUCACAAGAGCGACGUCUGGAGUUACGGUGUUACGUUGUGGGAAAUGUUCUCGUACGGACAGCAACCAUAUGGUGAAAUGCGAGGAAUUGAGGCAAUACAAAUAGUAGAGAGUGGUCAACGUCUAGAACGACCAGAAGACUGCCCUGAUGAAAUCUAUCAAGUGAUGCUUGACUGCUGGGCUUAUAGUCCCGACCUCAGGCCAACUUUCAGCAAACUUGUCGAUGUUUUUUCCCAGAAUCCUGACUAUGUUAAUAUCGGUCAGAUUGCAGUUGAUAAUGAAGAAUUAGGGUAUAAAAAUAUAUGAAGGUAAACAUUAUAUCUCUUAGUAUUAUCCACCAAUUGCUAAGGCAGCAGAGAUAAUUUUUAAACCGUUGCAUUUGAUACAGAAAACUGAUCAAUACAUGUGCUAAUUUCAUUGUGACAAUAAUUGUGUAAACCUUAUUUGACAUGACUGAAUGUCAGUUUUAAUUUGAUUAAAUACUAAAUGCUCAUUAUGUUCGUCUAUUUUAUCAUUGACAAUUAGACCAAUAACCAUUCAGAUUAAAAUAAAAUGAAAUUAACUUUGAUCACCGGUUACAGAAUCUGGAAAUAAGCUUUGUUAUUCUUUUUUAACUAAUUACACGAACAGAUGGUUAUAUUUUUAGUCAUACUCAAUUUUUUUUACCCAAGAGAUUGUGUACAAUGAGGUCAGCACUGCUGAAGAGAUAAAUUUUUAUAGCAUCAUGUAAUAUGUGAAUUGACAUAUAUUUAGAUAAAAGUAAAUCAUGACAUGUGGGUCCAAUUUUCGUUGGGAAUAUAUUUUAGUUGGGAUUACUUGUUUUUAGAUUUAGAUAAUUCAACUACAAAUUCCAAGUCAAUUCAGUUACUAUAGAAGGUUCACAUUAUAAUUAUUGGACUGUGUUUUAUACUGUGAAUUAUAAUUUUAUACAAUGAAUUACUUGUAAAGUAUUUAAUGUUUAAGAAUAAAUUUUAUAAAUCCUAUUGUAAUUGGAAUAUUUUUUUUAUUAGUUAUGUAUGUAUAAAAUUAUCAGAUUAAUAUUGAAAAAAAAAAGAUUAUAAACCUGCCAUAAUGUGCCUGAUAUGAAGUAGAUUAAAAAUAUUUCUCAUAAUGUUAUUAUAUGUACAAAGUUUUAUUAGGAUUUUUCAGUGAUACAAGAUUAGUGUUUUAUAAUAUUAAUAAGCUUAUAUAUGUAGCAUACAUUU